AAACAUACAAACUUAUCCUAAUUAAUAAACUACAAGUAAUUAAUAUUAAUAUGGCCCUCACGAAAAUUCUAUUAAUUUUCUCUCUUCUUGUUUCCCUCAGUUCGGCAUUCAGCACUAAUAUCCUUGAUUUUUGUGUCGCAGAUUAUAAUUUUCCUGUAACACCCGCAGGAUAUCCUUGUAAAAAUCCUGCUAACCUUACAGUGGAUGACUUUGUUUUCUCUGGUUUGGGUGUCCCCGGCAAUACAUCGAACGUAUUUAAACUUGGCGUAAAUCUAGCAUUUGAUUUCUCAUUCCCAGCUUUAAAUGGCCUAGGAAUAGGCAUAGGGAGGUUAGAUAUCGGUGUAGGUGGAGUUGUUCCAUUACAUUCACAUAGAGCGACUGAAAUAUUAUUAUUGAUGGAAGGCUCAAUAUUAACUGGUUUUAUUGGAUCAGAUAACACUGCAUACUAUAAAACAUUAAACAAAGGUGAUAUAAUGGUAUUCCCUGCUAGUUUGCUACAUUUUCAGGUAAAUGUGGGAAGUGUUCCUGCAGUUGCUUUUUCAAGUUUAAACAGUGCGAAUCCUGGGUUCGAAAAUGUUGUAACUUCUUUAGGAGGAAAUGAUCUUCCCACUGAAGUUAUUAAAAGGAUGAGUUUGUUAGAUGCUUCUCAAAUCCGCAAAUUGAAGAAACUCUUUGGUGGCUCUAAUUAAUGCAUUCACUUAUGUUGGGUAUUAAUAUUUAUACAUGCAAUUUAUUUUACGUACAAUUGAUGAAUUAAUUAAUAAAUAAGUACAUCGAUGAAUGAUUGUGCCUUUGUGAAAAAGAAUAAUUAGCAUGCAUUUUGUGUUGGGAAUUUUUAUUUACAGGUACUUUCUGCAACUGGAACCCAAAAAAAUAUGUACUGUGUAAUGUGUUUGGGAAUAUUUACAAGGGUAUUUUAUUAGGAAAAACUUAUUGUCACAUUUUUCGAAAACAUAUGAUAGUUGUCUUUUUUUAUUUCAACGUUUAAUUAUUCACAAAUUCUUCAAAGAUUUCUUUAACAUAUGAUAGUUGUCUUUUUUUAAUUCAAGGUUUCAUUAUUCACAAAUUCUCCAAAGAGACGGUCUCUUUGAGAGACGUGUCCCUUUGAACCGGCACAUCUUAUUAUAAAAAAUACAUUAAACGUUUAAAAAAACACGCGCUUCUCUUUCCUGCCUUUUUCUUUAGCAAAUUUUCAUCCUUCAUUUUUAUUAAAAGGAAAUUAAAGUCAUUUAAUGCCUUCGACAGAGAGAGGAUCGCAGGAGUGAAAUUAUAACAGUAAAAAACAUACGUUAAGAUAAGUUGACUAGGGUUAAGAUUGAGAAUAAGCAUAAGUUUUGAAGCUUCUGCAUUGACAUUUAUUUCAUCUAUAAUUUCCUCCAUUGGUAGAUAUAUAGCAGGCAUUUGAACUAGCACAACAACAUAACACAGAGUUUUUAGACUCUUAUUUACAUAUUUUUUCG
Molecule: messenger RNA, 1460 nt
Organism: Amaranthus tricolor (Joseph's coat)
Lineage: Eukaryota; Viridiplantae; Streptophyta; Magnoliopsida; Caryophyllales; Amaranthaceae
Product: auxin-binding protein ABP19b-like
Exons: 1
Coding region: 51-689 (212 amino acids)
Cellular component (GO): cell wall
Molecular function (GO): manganese ion binding
Source: RefSeq, a predicted model, not a curated record